UUUAAGAUAAACUUGGGAUUCGUCAAAACAAAUCUCUGUGGAUAUUGUUCGGGCAAUAUUGACCUGAGACAUCUGAAAAUUCAAUGAGCUUUUGUUGGUUCCGAAGAAUCACCGUAACAUGGAUGCAACGCGUGCUUUCGAAGAGGUUUCCAAAGUAGAGAUUGAAAAGGUACGAUUAUUUCUUAGACAAGAGGCAGAGAACAGAGUUGUUGAAGAGGAUGGAUUCACGCUGUUCGACUGUCUUGCAUUAAAUAUUAAGACCCUGUUGUUACGUUUACCAGAUCGAAAUAACACGGGAAAUGCUCACGUAACUACUAUUGAAGAUUAUACAAGCUCAGGUUUCAUUAAGCGAAGUGUUGUUGAUCUUCUGUCGAAACACAAGAAGCAAUCGGUAUUGACAAUACUUGUUGACAAUUUUCCACCAGAGGUUUUACCAAAUAGCCAGUCUGAAAGUAAAGAAAUUGAGGCUCAUUUAGAAAGAUUUUACCAAAGAGUUAUGGAAGAUUGUCAAAAGGAUGACAAAUACGUACCUUAUGCGAGGUUAUGUAUCUAUGCAGCAGCAACUUGUUUAAAUACUCCUAUAUACAUCCUUUGUGUAAGGGAGGCAAGGGAAAUGGAAUGGACUUACUUUAAACCAUUAUUCACAUUCCCAGGUCAACCAGCUUCUGUUUUCAGAUACGUGACUAUGUUCUUAUCUUCUGAUAAUGCUUUUCAUGGAGUAGAAUCGCACGACCAAUCUGCACGGGCACCAGUUGCAAGAGGUCUAGUCGGGAUGUAUAUGUCGAAAUUAAAAGAAACACCAGAAACAAGCAUUGUAGUUCCACCAGGGCUUUUAAACUUGCGAGAAUCUAAAAAGUGUGACAUAGUCAAAGGUGACAUGGUCAAUAGUGAAAUUGUUCGGAGAUGUUGUGAACUUUUGAAGACUAAAACUCUUUCCAAAAACGUCGACUUGGACAAGAUGUCGGCACACAGAGCCCCAAAGACUGAAUUUGCAGAGUUUGUCAAAAAUUCUGAAGAUGCGUUUUACAUUUUGUGCCAGGUGUUGCUCAAACGCUGCGAUAAGACUUUUCUAAAACUAUGCAUAAGUAACUGGAGCGACUUUGUAGGAUCAUGUGACUACCUUGCAAAGUAUGAUGCAUUGAUUGAUGUGGAUAGAGCAAUAUAUGAAAGAAAUAUUGGUGUGUCGGCUUUUGUGAGUUCUUGCACAGCUGGAGGACAAGAGUUGAAUGAAAGAAGAAGAAGAAUAACAACAACAGUGAUAGCAAGCUCGUCAGUCGGCAUUGUAUCAGGAGGUAUGGUCAUUGCAGGACUAGUACUUGCACCCGUCAGCUUCGGUGCAUCUUUAGGUCUUAGUAUCGCCGGAGGGGCUAUUGGCGUGGGUUCCGGGGUUGCAGCAGGAACUGCAAGGACCGUUGAAGCUGUAAAACAGAACUCUAAACUAAUGGAUAUCAAGGCGGAACAAGCCGAAAUUCAGGCAAAGGAACAGAGAAUAUCUUCAAUUCUUCAAAAAGUUGAAGAGUAUUUUACAAUAGAGAUUGCAAAUUCUAGAACGACGGAUGCUGAAGGUCCCGGAAUAAGCAGGCGCGGUUUUCUUGCUGUCGGAGCAGCUUUACGAGCUGGUCAUAGUGUAGCAGGUAUAGCUCUUGCAGCAGUUAGGUUAGGAACAGCUGCAACAGCUGUAGCGGCAGGUAUUCUUGGCCUUUGUCUUUGGUAUUUGAUGUUGCAUUUCUGGCAGAAGCAGCGCAUAAUAAACACCAAGGUGAUAUAACAAAUGCUGGGGAACUGUUGCAAGAUAUGGCUGACACAGUUGAUGUAAAAUGCAAAAUAUUUAACGGUAUACUUCGUGGAAAUUGCGGCGGACACACACGACUUAUUGAGUGGCCAGAUUAAUUGAUUGAAAUCAAGUGAAUGAAACAAAAUACGAUUAGCAUUGUUGUCAUUUAGUAUUUUUCUUACUCGAUCUUUUUCUAUCUUGUUAUUGUUUUUGUUUACGUCUAAUUUAAAUGCAUAUUAAAGCAAGAAUUAAUUUGCUGGUUAUGAAAUUUGUUAGAUAAAAGUUUGCAGAGAAUAGAAGUGACCUUAAAAUCAAUGUGAUAUUUAUAACUAAAACGUCACUUAUCAACAAUAACCUUGAAGGAAAAAGGCGAUAAGAGUUAUAAUAUCAUAUCCCUUUUGAAAUAUAUUUCUUUUUUAAAAUUUCUGUACGAAAGGCUUCUGUUAUACUAUCGGACUUUUGUGACAUGAAAUAACUAACUUUAGAUUACAGAAACAAACUCACAAUACUCUGGAGCUCUUCAACAUCAGUUUAUACGCCUAUUGGAUUUUACAAGAGUCCUCAACGAUUGUAUCUCUAUACUAUUCUAAAAAAUAUUUCGAUUAAAUAUUUUAAGAAUUGUGAUCUACUAAAACAUUGCAUUACAUAUUAGUUAUUGUUCAGAAAUUUAAUUAUAAUUUCUCGCAUUCUUUUUCUUUCUUUUUUUUCUCAAUUUAGUGCCAGCAAUUAGUAAAAUUGAUACAGCUCUAGAUCAAUUAUCUAUUAUACCUUAAAGACUUAGUGUAGUUGUUCAGCCGAAUAGUUAUAAAAUGUAUUUAAUGUAAUUCCAUUUUGAGUUAUCUUAAGGUCAUAUUUUUCUUUUGACACGGCACUUUAGAAUUUCAAAUAUGAAAUCAAAAUGGUAAGAUAUAAAUUAUUACACAACAUGAAAUUAUAUUCAUGUCAAUAUAUUCUAGAUGAAUUUAAAAAAAGGUAAUUUUGGUAUUUUGAAACUGCUGAAAUAACAUACUAACCUAUUUACCUACGUUUACGAAAAAAAUAAUGUUCACGUGAUAUGGUUGUUGCAUCUAAAUAUGUGCGCAUGUUCUAAAGAUUAGUUGAUUUAUUGAAUAAAGUAUUAAAUACACAUUU
This is a messenger RNA of Ruditapes philippinarum (Manila clam), 2905 nucleotides long. RefSeq lists its product as uncharacterized. Gene Ontology annotation, molecular function: lipid binding. Lineage: Eukaryota; Metazoa; Mollusca; Bivalvia; Venerida; Veneridae. Gene Ontology annotation, cellular component: membrane; extracellular region. The record is from RefSeq and is a predicted model, not a curated record. Bases 119 to 1768 code for a protein of 549 amino acids. The transcript has 6 exons. Gene Ontology annotation, biological process: lipid transport; lipoprotein metabolic process.